UGCUCUAUCCCACCUUCUUAUGUGCAUAUUCUUAGGAACUCUAAGUCUUCUUCCUCUCUCUCUCUAUAUAUCAAUACCAAUCUGAAACCUCUGGUUUGAGGGAUCAAUCUCAGAUUCCAGGUACACUUUUUUGGCAUUUGAGUUGUCGGGAACACAAAAUGGGAAGACAACCUUGUUGUGACAAAGUGGGGUUGAAGAAGGGUCCAUGGACUGCAGAGGAGGAUAAGAAACUCAUCAACUUCAUCCUCACCAAUGGCCAAUGUUGCUGGAGAGCUGUUCCUAAACUUGCAGGGCUGUUAAGGUGUGGUAAAAGUUGCAGGCUGAGAUGGACAAAUUACCUAAGGCCAGACCUGAAGAGAGGCCUUUUAUCAGAAUAUGAAGAGAAAAUGGUGAUUGAUCUCCAUGCUCAACUUGGCAAUAGGUGGUCUAAGAUUGCGUCUCAUCUCCCAGGAAGAACUGAUAAUGAGAUCAAGAAUCACUGGAACACUCAUAUAAAGAAAAAGCUCAAGAAAAUGGGAAUUGAUCCUGUUACCCACAAGUCACUUUCCAUUGCAACUGAGCAAACCCAAGCCCAACCAGAUGAACAACCCCAUCAGCCAUUGCAAGAACAACAACAUCAGCAACAAGGUCUCCAAGUUGAGGAAGACCCAAAAUUUGAGGCUGAAAAUGGGCAAAACAAGGAGGCGGAGAAGGCAGAGACUUCGUUUGAUUUAUCAAGCAUCACCGAAGAAGCUAAGGAGGAAGACCAAAUCAUGACACCACUUUUUGACUCAAUAAUGAAUGAGUUCUGCACUGAUGAAGUUCCCAUUAUAGAAGCCAGUGAGAUAUUAGUUCCAUCUGGUGCUACUUCAACUUCACCAACCACAACAUCAUCUUCAACAUCAUCGUCUUGUUAUUCAAAUUCCCCCAACUUGUUUGAAGACCUGCUGCUCCCAGAUUUUGACUGGUCCGAUGAUUACAAUGAUACUAAGAUUGACAAUAACAACAGCAGUGUGGCCUUGUGGGAUGAUGACUUGAUUAGAAGUUGGAAUCUGCUUCUUAAUGAUGAUUGCGAUGGUGACAGAAAGCAAGUGUUUGACACUUCUGUCAAUCAGUACCCGAGAGUGAUCAUGGAUUCAGAAUCUUGGGCAUAUGGCUUGUUUUGAGUUCAAUUUUUUUUCUCCACUUCUUACUUGUAAUGUGCUUGUAAGUUGUUGCAAAGAAUAAAAACUUAAUCAGAAUUCAAACACAACCAAAACUCUUAUUUAGUA
Molecule: messenger RNA, 1250 nt
Organism: Vigna unguiculata (cowpea)
Lineage: Eukaryota; Viridiplantae; Streptophyta; Magnoliopsida; Fabales; Fabaceae
Product: transcription factor MYB20
Source: RefSeq, a predicted model, not a curated record